This is a messenger RNA of Pteropus alecto (black flying fox), 1614 nucleotides long. It is a transcript of the gene CAVIN1, whose product is annotated as caveolae associated protein 1. Bases 62 to 1234 code for a protein of 390 amino acids. The transcript has 2 exons. Gene Ontology annotation, cellular component: caveola; cytoplasm. Gene Ontology annotation, molecular function: rRNA primary transcript binding. The record is from RefSeq and is a predicted model, not a curated record. Gene Ontology annotation, biological process: transcription initiation at RNA polymerase I promoter; termination of RNA polymerase I transcription. NCBI's taxonomy places the organism in Eukaryota, Metazoa, Chordata, Mammalia, Chiroptera, Pteropodidae.
CUCUCCUCUCCCGCUCCAGCUUCAGCUCCACUCGGCCGGCCCCGCACGGUUCCGGGUAGCCAUGGAGGACACCCAGCUCCAUAUCAUUGAGCAGCCGCUUCCCGGGUACUCUGACACCGAGGACCCGGUGUCCUCCCCCGUGCGGGCGCCGGCGGCUGAGGAGCCGUCGGGAGCCGGAUCCGAGGAGCUGAUCAAGUCGGACCAGGUGAACGGUGUGCUGGUGCUAAGCCUUCUGGACAAAAUCAUCGGCGCCGUCGACCAGAUCCAGCUGACCCAAGCCCAGCUGGAGGAGCGGCAGGCGGAGAUGGAGGGCGCCGUUCAGAGCAUCCAGGGCGAGCUGAGCAAGCUAGGCAAGGCGCACGCCACUACGAGCAACACCGUGAGCAAGUUGCUGGAGAAGGUGCGCAAGGUCAGCGUCAACGUGAAGACCGUGCGCGGCAGCCUGGAGCGCCAAGCGGGCCAGAUCAAGAAGCUGGAGGUCAACGAGGCGGAGCUGUUGCGGCGCCGUAACUUUAAAGUCAUGAUCUAUCAGGAUGACGUGAAACUACCCGCCAAACUGAGCAUCAGCAAGUCGCUGAAAGAGUCGGAGGCGCUGCGGGAGAAGGAGGGCGAUGAGUUGGGCGAGGGCGAGCGGCCUGAGGAGGACGCGGCCGUGCUCGAGCUGUCGUCGGACGAGGCGGUGGAGGUGGAGGAGGUCAUCGAGGAGUCGCGCGCCGAGCGCAUCAAGCGCAGCGGCCUGAGGCGCGUGGACGACUUCAAGAAGGCCUUCUCCAAGGAGAAGAUGGAGAAGACUAAGGUGCGCACCCGUGAGAACCUGGAGAAGACCCGCCUCAAGACCAAGGAGAACCUAGAGAAGACGCGGCACACGCUGGAGAAGCGCAUGAACAAGCUGGGCACGCGCCUGGUCCCCGCCGAGCGGCGCGAGAAGCUCAAGACCUCGAGAGAGAAGCUGCGCAAGUCCUUCACUCCUGACCACGUAGUCUACGCGCGCUCCAAGACCGCGGUCUACAAGGUGCCGCCCUUCACCUUCCACGUCAAGAAGAUCCGCGAGGGCGAGGUGGAGGUGCUGAAGGCCACCGAGAUGGUGGAGGUGGGCGCCGACGACGAGGAGGGCGGCGCCGAGCGUGGCGAGGCCAUCGACCUGCUGCGCGGGAGCAGCCCCGACGUGCACACGCUGCUGGAGAUCACCGAGGAGUCAGAUGCCGUGCUCGUGGACAAGAGCGACAGCGACUGAGCGGGAGUUGCGCGGGGCUCAGCCCUGGAGGCCGCGCCACCCCGCUGUUCCCCGCCGUUCCCCUCCCCCGAUUCCUUUCCCUCCUGAACUUUCUCUUUCGCAUUCUUUCUUGGCCCCAAACGGGCUGAUAUGUUUCUAAAGUGAGAACACCUCCCCUCAAGGAGUAGCCCCCUCAAGUCUUACAGCUAUUAAGACGGGGGAGGGGGGCGGAGGCAGCCUCCACAAAGCACAGCCCCACUUUGGGCAUAGCCUGGGUGGAAACGGAGAGGGGAGUGAUCCAUGUCCUGGUUGUGCAAGUUGGGGAUCCUGGGGGAAAACGCUGUCGUUUCCAUAGUUGGCCCCCUCCCCCUGGGCCAGGCUGCCUUUUCCCCAAACUGACA